ACGGAACUGAUAAGUACUUACUGUACAAGAGCGACUUAUGGUUAGAGAUAGAGGGCAAGAUAUCUUAGAGCGUCACUUUGACUUGUUACUCGUAUUUCAAUGUUAAUUAACUCGUAAUAAAUAUAAAAUUUUAGUUUUGCGCUGAGCCUCUAUUUCGGAUAGUUUUGAUUGUAAAAUCUAUAAAGCGGAAGGUAGCAGGGAAGUUGGAAAUAUGGAAGAGCAGCUGCCGCAUGGAUGGGUUAAAAGUGUGAGCCGAUCCACAGGUAAACCUUACUAUUUCAACGCAACUACUAACGAAAGUCGCUGGGAACCUCCUCCAGGUACCACAAGCCGCGGUUCUGGCGAUGGUGGUAAUGCAGUGCCGAACAAGGUGCGAGCGUCGCAUAUUUUGGUGAAGCAUCGAGAAUCGCGAAGGCCUUCGUCAUGGCGUGAAAGUAAUAUCACCAGGAGCAAGGAAGAAGCUCUUCAGAUUGUGCGAGGUUAUCUUGCACAAAUCCAAAAUGGAUCGGAUUUUGCCGAGCUGGCGCGCAAGUUCAGCGACUGCAGCUCGGCCCAAAAAGGUGGCGACCUGGGCGAAUUCGGGCGGGGUCAGAUGCAAAAAGCUUUCGAGGACACGGCUUUUGGUUUGAAUAUUGGAGAAAUCAGUGAACCGUUCUACUCAGACUCCGGAGCACAUAUCGUAAAGCGAACCGGAUAACCGUAAAUUUGUUUUUCACUUGCUGUUUCUUGCAUCUCUGGAUUUUGAAUUUUUUAAUCUGGUAUCAUGGGAUUGGGGACGAAGGUGUGUGCUACUGCUAACUGCCAACAUUUCGGACUACAGAGCAGCUUACUUUCUAAGGGAAUCUGGAAUAACGUAAAAUUUCUUUCUUGCAC
Paramacrobiotus metropolitanus is the source of this 873-nucleotide messenger RNA. Its product is annotated as peptidyl-prolyl cis-trans isomerase NIMA-interacting 1-like. The transcript has 4 exons. Lineage: Eukaryota; Metazoa; Tardigrada; Eutardigrada; Parachela; Macrobiotidae. Gene Ontology annotation, cellular component: cytosol; nucleus. The coding region runs from base 212 to 697 and encodes 161 amino acids. The record is from RefSeq and is a predicted model, not a curated record. Gene Ontology annotation, molecular function: peptidyl-prolyl cis-trans isomerase activity; protein binding.